AUGUCGGCACUGCCUGAACGUCCAUGGUCAGAGAUCAGCACUGAUUUUGAACAGGUACCUGGCAUGGGUACGCACUUUAUGGUAAUCUCCGACUUCUCACGCUACGUCGUCGUGGAACCAGUGUCCUCUCUCACAGCAAAUGCGGUCAUCCCUGUCCUUGACAAGAUCAUUGGAGAAUUCGGUGUACCCGAUGUGGUCAAGUCGGAUAACGGACCCUCCUUCAACAGCAGCACAUUCUCUGACUACGCACGGCACAAAGGCUUCAAGCAUCGUAAGAUUACUCCGCUGUGGCCGCUCGCAAACGCCGAGGCAGAACGCUUUAUGAAGACGGUAAAGAAGUCUAUUAAAGCUGCCAUAGCGGAAAGGAAAACCUGGAACCAGGAGCUGCACAGCUUUCUGCUUAACUAUCGAGCAACCCCUCACAGCAGCACUGGCAUACCUCCAGCUACGCUGAUGUUCGGGAGGGCCAUCAAAACAACCCUACCCCGGAUCGCGUACGAGAAACCGCAGCACGACGUCCGCCAGAAGGACAGCGAGUCUAAAGCGCGGAUGAAGGUGUAUGCGGAUCGAAAGGCAUAUGUCAGAGAGUCUGGUAUAAAGAUUGGUGAACCUGUGCUCAUGAAGAGAGAGAGAAUGAGGAAGUCUGAACCCCCGUUUGAUCCGAAACCCCUCAUCGUUACGAAGAGAAAUGGAUCGAUGGUGACGGCUGAAUGUCAUGGAAAGACAGUCACCAGAAACUCGUCCCGAUUUAAACGCUCCCCCACACGUCCAGAAGACGUCCCGACGUCAUCGGAUGAGGAGGAGGAAGAGCUGGGUUUACACCAAUACCUCGGACCAGACGAUCCGCCGCCGGACCCUGUGGUCCAGCACGCUCCAAGGCUACCUGAGGUGCAAGGCAGACCGCAGCGAGAGCGUCGGCUUCCAGAUAGAUUUAAGGACUUCGUCAUGGCGUAG
Messenger RNA from Priapulus caudatus, 954 nucleotides. RefSeq lists its product as uncharacterized. Gene Ontology annotation, biological process: DNA integration. Lineage: Eukaryota; Metazoa; Priapulida; Priapulimorpha; Priapulimorphida; Priapulidae. The transcript has a single exon. The record is from RefSeq and is a predicted model, not a curated record. Gene Ontology annotation, molecular function: nucleic acid binding. The coding region runs from base 1 to 954 and encodes 317 amino acids.